CUAGCAUCUUCUAGAAUCGUUCUCUGGAACUUUCCAGCUUACUGGUGUGUCUCUGUUUAUAUAACUAAACAUCGCGAGACUUCAAACCGUAAAACGUCUCAAAUUCAGAAUCCGAAGAAGACUAUAACUCAUAAAAACUAUCUCAAUUUCCAGUAAUCAGUCUUUUUUGAUCGAAGAAAUGAGUGCUGUCGCGAUUAACCACUUGUUUGGCUUGCCGGAGACGAUCGAGAAGUUGAUCUUCCCGGCUUCUCGCUCCGGCGAGGGUAACGAGAAUCGAGGAGGAAACAAUAAUAAUAAUAUUCCAAUCGACAUUCUGGAAUCUUCCAAAGAAUACAUCUUCUACAUCGACAUUCCCGGAAUCUCCAAAUCCGAUAUCCAGGUAACUGUGGAGGAAGAGAGGACUCUGGUGAUAAAGAGUAACGGGAAGAGGAAAAGAGAGGAUCAUGAAAGUGAAGAAGGAUGCAAGUACAUUCGGCUCGAGAGGAGACUCCCUCAGAAUCUGGUGAAGAAAUUCCGGUUACCGGAAGAUGCUGACGUGGCGGCUGUCAAGGCUAAAUAUCAGGAAGGGGUUUUGACAGUCACCGUUGAGAAGCUACCGCCGCAACCGCCGAAGCCUAAGACGGUUCAAAUCGCGCUUUCUUGAACGGUUUAUAGUUCUUGAACGGUUUAGAGGCAGACCGGGUUUUUUGUAUGUUUGUUAGUUUGUAAAAUUGUUGGACCGGUGUGUGUUGUAGUUUGUUCAAAAGUGUUACCUUUAAGAUAAAGAAGGGAGCUUUCUAUA
Eutrema salsugineum is the source of this 781-nucleotide messenger RNA. RefSeq names its product 17.4 kDa class III heat shock protein. The record is from RefSeq and is a predicted model, not a curated record. Lineage: Eukaryota; Viridiplantae; Streptophyta; Magnoliopsida; Brassicales; Brassicaceae. Gene Ontology annotation, biological process: response to heat; protein complex oligomerization; response to hydrogen peroxide. Bases 179 to 643 code for a protein of 154 amino acids. The transcript is spliced from 3 exons.